CUCCUAACACAUUUUACAGAGCCACAAGUUUUCAUUCACUGGAAGCCAUGGCACAGUUCAUCCAUUUCUUGCUGCUGCUGGGUAUGUGUCAUGUUGCAGCAACAUAUGUUUAUGAAAGGCAGGUGUGGCUGCUGGAGGGAAGCAGUGCCACUUUCCCAUUUCCUUCACUUCGGACCAUUACAUACUGUGGCAGAGGAGGCAUCAAGUGUGAAUGUGUUUCAGGCAGGUGUAAGUCCAAUAAUGCCAGCCUCCCUGGAGUCACAGUGACUGACAGCGACCUGACCAUUACCAACUUUACGCGAGAGAAUGAUCAGAUCAACCUCUGCUAUGAUACCAGAAAGACUGAAUGUGUGCAUCUUUAUGUGUCAGUAGGUUGUUCAGAGUCGCAUCAUAUUAUGUUUGCAAAAGGUGACACCAAACACAAGGUGACGACUGUUGCUGACUGCAGGAGACUCUGUACUGAAGAUCCCACCUGCCAAUACUUCACAUUUUAUAAACCCAAUACAACAUGUUUCCUGAUGACAUCAAGAGAUGACAUGCUGAUACAACUUCAUUCAUAUGCUGUCUCAGGGAACGACUGUGCUCCAGUGAACCCAACAUCAGUCCCUCCCCAACCCUCAGAUGAGGAAGAAGAAGCUCCAGUGAACCCAACAUCACUCCCUCCUGGUCCGACCACUCCCCAACCCUCAGAUGAGGAAGACGAAGAAGAAGAGGAAGAGGAAGAAGAAGAGGAAGAAGAAGGUCUCCGGUUCUACCCGGAACACAAAAGCUGGAUUGAUGCCCUGCAGCACUGCCACAAUGAGAAGUCCACCCUGGUUCAAAUCACCAACCAGACAGUGCAGGACGCAGUGAACUCUGUCCUACAAAAGAAGAGCGGCUUGGAUGGUGGAGUGUGGAUCGGCCUGGAGCGCUCCAUCUUUGGUGUAAACGUCCCCUGGCAGUGGAUUUCAGGGGAAAGAGUAAAGGAACAUCAUUGGAGCAGUAGCGCUUUUGUCGACCCCUUAAACAACCACUGUGGAAAGGUCAUCCAGGUGGAAGGGUCACAAGAAUUCAAGUGGCGGGACGAAGACUGCCAUAAAGAGCUGCCUUUCAUCUGCCAAGAUCUGAAUGGAAAGGCCUCGCCAUAAUCACUUCACUUCUCGAGACCAAGAUCCAUCAUGACGACUGCAUGGGGCUCUGGAAACUACAAGAGUCACUCCACUAUUCUUCUUGAUAUUAUGUUUGAAUCAAUAUUGGUGUUGUGGGCUACUGAUUUUUGCAUUGACUGUUCAUUGCACUUGUACUCACUUUCUAAUAUCUGACUGAUUUGCUUUCUGUGGGAAAUAUUUACUCAUAUUUUACUCAACUGAAUGUAUCAAUAAUCAGUGUAUAAUCAGAAUCAAGAAACACAUAAUCAUUGUUAAUCAUGUUUUGUUGUUACCCUAGUUAGGAGCUAAAAAUGAUGGUGUAUGCCUUCACCAUCUGUGCUCAAGUUGGUGUGUUUGCACUCAGGUGAUGUCAUGAUGUUCUGAGUUUAAGAGACAAUGGUGGCAGAGGUAGAGCGUAGUGAUCGGAGGGCUCUGCCAACAAGGCCUACAAUGGGAGGGGAAUGUGAACAGCAUGAAAGUGAAUGUAAUAUUGAAACAACUGAGUCUGCUCCAGGGUCCAGCUCAGAGUGUGUGUGUAUGUGUGUGUGUGUGUGUAAUCUUUAAAGACUCACAGUUAAUCUAUUUCACUUUGAACUCUGAUGGACUACAUUUUAUUUACUGUUGAAUUGUGGGUAAAGAUCUAAUGAAACAAGCCUGAAGAAGGAUUUUUAUUCACCAAUAUUGUAAUUUAUUUAAUGCAGGUUCGUGUUCAU
This is a messenger RNA of Epinephelus fuscoguttatus (brown-marbled grouper), 1840 nucleotides long. RefSeq lists its product as uncharacterized. The transcript has 9 exons. Gene Ontology annotation, cellular component: extracellular region. Gene Ontology annotation, molecular function: protein binding. NCBI's taxonomy places the organism in Eukaryota, Metazoa, Chordata, Actinopteri, Perciformes, Serranidae. The record is from RefSeq and is a predicted model, not a curated record. The coding region runs from base 48 to 1127 and encodes 359 amino acids. Gene Ontology annotation, biological process: proteolysis.